This is a messenger RNA of Colletotrichum orchidophilum, 1014 nucleotides long. RefSeq names its product ATP phosphoribosyltransferase. Gene Ontology annotation, cellular component: cytoplasm. Gene Ontology annotation, biological process: L-histidine biosynthetic process. The record is from RefSeq and is a predicted model, not a curated record. Gene Ontology annotation, molecular function: ATP phosphoribosyltransferase activity; magnesium ion binding. Bases 1 to 1014 code for a protein of 337 amino acids. The transcript has 3 exons. NCBI's taxonomy places the organism in Eukaryota, Fungi, Ascomycota, Sordariomycetes, Glomerellales, Glomerellaceae.
AUGGACCAAUUCGCAGAGAAGCUAAUGACGAAGCAAAGCUUAGAGGGCCGACUCCUAUUCGCUGUGCCCAAGAAGGGCCGCUUGAACUCCGCUACGCUGAACCUACUUGAGGGAGCCGACAUCCAGUUCCGCCGCGAGAACCGCCUCGACAUCGCCCUCGUCAAGAACCUCCCCAUCGCCCUCAUCUUCCUGCCCGCCGCCGAUAUCCCCACAUUUGUUGGCGAGGGCCGGGUCGAUCUUGGUAUCACGGGCUGGGACCAGGUCAAGGAGCACGAUGCUGGCAUUAUCAGCAGCAACAAGGCCCAGAGGGCUUCUGUCGAGCUGAACGCCGAUGGCGAGGAGCUCCAGAAAGUUGGAGGCUGCGAGAUGGUCAUGGAGCUCGGCUUCGGCCACUGCAAGCUGCAGACCCAGGUCCCGGAGAAGGGUCCCUAUGUGACGACGCAGGACCUGGUCGGCAAGACCAUCGGCACCAGCUUUGUCAACCUGGCGGCUGAGCACUUUGCCAAGCUGGAGCUGGGCGUCGAUGCCGAUGGCAACAGCAACACCUCGCCGAAGAAGCUUCGCACCAAGAUUAUCGAUCUCAGUGGAAGUGUUGAGGCUGCUUGUGCGUUGGGUGUCGCCGAUGGCAUCGUUGACCUCGUUGAGUCUGGUGAGACCAUGAGAGCCGCCGGCCUCAAGGCCAUUGACACCGUCGUCGACUCCCAAGCCUGCCUCAUCAAGUCCCGGUCGCCGUCAAACAACGAGCUGAUCGAGCUCAUCGCCGCCCGUAUCCGCGGUGUCAUUACCGCUCAGAGAUUUGUCCUGUGCCAAUACAACAUCGAGCGAUCACGUCUGGCCGACGCCAAGCAGAUUACCCCUGGAAAGCGGGCGCCGACCAUCACAACACUGGACGAGGAGGGCUGGGUUGCUGUCAGCUCCAUGGUCGAGAAGAAGAAGAUUGCGCUGGUAAUGGAUGAUUUGACCCGCGUUGGCGCUCAGGACAUUUUAGUGCUCGAUAUCCACAACACUCGAUAG